UCCAGCAGCCAAUGUCCUUUAUUUUUUUUCCCUUCAGAACUUUAUUACUACAUAAGUGUGCAGCUAGUUACCCCAGGGUUUAGGCUUACGUGCUAACAGUGUUCAAUGCGCCGUAACGGAUGGACGGACAGUGAUCUGAUAAUACACUUGUACUAAAUACUGUCUUCAGCUAGCCCACCCUGUGGUUGCCAUUGGAGACGAGCGGCUGGCUCCUGAGUGUUGCGGUGAGGGACGGGCACUGUCCCGUGUGUACUGCAGUUAGAAUCAAAGCACCCCCCCUCCCCGUUCCUGGGAUAAGAGACAAUGACAGCGUUACUUCUGCGCCCCCUAGCGGCUCGGAGUCGCGCGGCAGCUUGUGGCUAUGGCUGCAAAUGUGGGCGCGAGACGGUGACACGGAGCACGUGCUGCAAAGGAAUUAGUAUGUUAGUUCCAGCAACACAACAGGAUUUUGAUAAAAGGAACAUAUAUUUGGGAGCUGGGAAGACAUUCUACUUUGACACUCAUGCUGUAGUGCAAGUUCUGGAAGCUCAAGGAUUCACAGCUCAGCAAUCGGAGAUCGUUGUAUCCUCACUGGUGAAGAUCAUUAAUGUCAAUAUGGAUUUGUUCUACAGGGACAUGGUUACCAAAGUGCAACAGGAGAUCAGCCUUCAGCAGGUCAUGUCACACAUUGCUGCUGUGAAAAAGGACAUGUUGAUUUUAGAGAAAAGCGAAUUUUCAGCUCUCCGAACACAAAACGAGAAAGUAAAGAUUGAACUACAGCAGCUACAGAAGCAGUGCACUGAUGAAAUUCUUAAAGUUCGAGCAAACAAUAAGUUGGAUUUUAAUCUUGAGAAAAGCAGAGGAAAGGAAAUGCUGGCUGAUAGAGGAAGGAAGCUACUUGAAUUCAGAACAGAAAUUGUAGAAAUGCAAGCGCAACAAGAUCGUAAUCUAACUCAAACCAAAAGGAAAAUUGACACAGAGGUCGCAGGAUUGAAAACAAUGCAAGAAUCCCAUAAACUUGAUACUAUUAAAUACCUAGCAGGAUCAGUGUUUACAUGCCUUACAAUAGCUCUGGGAUUUUACCGCUUGUGGAUGUAAAGUAUAUGUUGAAGACUCAUAUUUUUCGCACGACAAAUUCAGUGGCAUUCCUAUAUUUUAUUCUAGUAAGCAACAGCCAAGCAAGGAAUUAAAAAUGGCAACACCCCCAUUAUCACCACAGCUCCAGCGUUGCCUUAUGGUCAUUUGUAUUUCCGUCCAAGCAAUUAUUUUCUUUUUUGUCUUCUUUACCAUCUUUCCUCUUUAUUUGUUGGCAUCCUUCAUAAAAAAAAAAAAGGGAAAUUUUUCCAUCAGCAGCAGGAUAUUAAUAUUUAAUAAUUUUCUAUUGCAUUCCAAAAAUAAAAUAGUAGUUACUAUCUUGUUCUUCCCAGUUGUAAAUAAAAUGUAUGCAAACAUUUCAAA
Molecule: messenger RNA, 1437 nt
Organism: Pelobates fuscus (common spadefoot toad)
Lineage: Eukaryota; Metazoa; Chordata; Amphibia; Anura; Pelobatidae
Gene: MCUR1
Product: mitochondrial calcium uniporter regulator 1
Exons: 9
Coding region: 304-1077 (257 amino acids)
Biological process (GO): positive regulation of mitochondrial calcium ion concentration; calcium import into the mitochondrion
Cellular component (GO): mitochondrion; mitochondrial inner membrane
Source: RefSeq, a predicted model, not a curated record